This is a messenger RNA of Selaginella moellendorffii, 487 nucleotides long. RefSeq lists its product as uncharacterized. The record is from RefSeq and is a predicted model, not a curated record. The coding region runs from base 20 to 448 and encodes 142 amino acids. NCBI's taxonomy places the organism in Eukaryota, Viridiplantae, Streptophyta, Lycopodiopsida, Selaginellales, Selaginellaceae. The transcript is spliced from 2 exons.
CCUCUCCCCUCCACGGGUUAUGGAGGGGGCCAUCGGCAAGAAAUUCUCGGCGGGCGCUAGAGAAUGUACCAUGUGUGGCGAUGUUGGCUUCUCCACGGAGCUAUUUCCCUGCGAUGGAUGCCAGGGGCGAUACCAGCACAGAUACUGCAGCGAUCUCUAUCCCAAGGAUCCCAAUCCAAGGCUCUGCAACUGGUGCUUGCACGAGAGGAAGAAGACGAGCUCGAAUUUCAUGGCUGAUCAUGGGAUUUUCAUGACCGGUCACAAGCGAAAAGUUCCCUCUUUCUCGAGUGAUGGUACCGCUGCGCAAUCGAUCGAUUCGGGGGUUUCCAGGCAAGGAAACAAUCGGAUUGUUGCGAAUGGGAGGAUCCAAUCGCUCCCGCCGCGUUCUUGCAACCAUGUCCGUGGCAUUGCCAAGCGGUACAAGCUCCUCUCGCAGGUCUCUUGCUAAGAACUAAAUAAAAUAUGAGGAACGAAGAUCAAUCAUAGA